AUGCUGGAGGACGAAGGGCAGGCGACUGCACUCUCGCCACUGGACUGGAUCGCCUGCACCAGCUGUCGAACCGACUGCUCAUCCUCAUCGCUCAACCCGGGCGACUUCUACCUCUCGACGUGCGGGCACACGCUCUGCCACGCUUGCAUCGCCUCCAGCACCUCCCAAAAUGCCCAGAGCGACGAACGACCUUGUCCCGCCUGCGGCACGUUCGGCCCCGUCGUCCGCCUCGACCAAGCCAGCGACUUGCAGCCCUGCUUCCGGCCUUUGAGCGACUUGGUAGGCGAGCUGAGCAUGGCGGCAGAGUGGCAGGUCGGAAAUCUGGUCGAGCAGCUCAGGUUCUUCAAGGCCAAGUGUGCGGAGCAGAAGAAGAUGCUUGCGAGGGUCGGGGCGGAGCUGAAGAAGGUCAAGGGGAUCAAGGCGCAAGCCGAGCAGCUCGCGGCCGAGAACGCUCGCCUGAAGACGCAACUCGCUCAAGCGCAAGAGCAACGUUUCUCUACUGCUCAAGACUAUGCUGCACAACAAUACGCUGCUCAAGGUCGCCCAUCUGCUGCCCCGACGCCACGCGGCCAGAAACGCAAGGCAGAGUUUUCGCCCGACGACCGCUCCGCCCUCCCCCUCCGUCCCGCAACACACCUCUCCAAUCUCCCCCAUCCCCCUUCCCACCCCCUCCCUCCCUCAACCGCCCAUCCCCCUCGCUCCGCCUCUUCGGCCUCACAUUCCCUGCCCAACGGUCCUCAGAGGUUGUCGCUCACGCCGCGGAGUCAGAGGGAGGCGAGCGAGAGGGUUAGGAGGAGGGUUGGGGAGAGUUUGAGCGGGAGCGUGGGUGGGAGUGCGAGUGCGAGUGCGAGCGGUGAUAAGAGGAGGGAAGAGAGCGCGAGGGAGAAACUUGCCCGCUUCGCCUACAACCCCUCCGCCUCCGGCUCGCGCGCCUCUCACCGACCCCCUCCCACACCCACCCAUGCUCACGCUCACCACGCCGCAGCGAACGAAGACCCAAGUCCGUUCCAGUUCAAACCGCCCGCCUUGCUCGAGAGGGAGAGGGAGAGGGAGAGGGAGAGGGAGGAGAUGCCCCCUCCGCCUCUGCCUGUGCCGUUUGGUCAUGCGCAGGGAGGAGCGCGAGGUAGUCACGGCGGGUGGGCGGGCACGGACGACGAUAGAGGAGGAAGGAGAGUCGGGACGCCUUUCGCCCCGAUCUCGACCUCGACUUCCUUCCGCCCCUCCUCCUCCUACCAACCUCCUCAACCUCCUCCGACUUCGACUCCAGCCCCUCCUCGCUUCUCCCUCUCCUCCACGCGACCUGCAGUACCAGGAACGCCGAGACCGUUCGUCCCCACUCGCUCUGGCGUUGGCUCUUCCUUCGGUGGAGGGGGAGGGGGAGGAGUAGGGAGGUUCGGGUGA
This is a messenger RNA of Rhodotorula toruloides NP11, 1401 nucleotides long. RefSeq names its product zinc finger, RING-type domain containing protein. Lineage: Eukaryota; Fungi; Basidiomycota; Microbotryomycetes; Sporidiobolales; Sporidiobolaceae. The record is from RefSeq and is a predicted model, not a curated record. The transcript is spliced from 5 exons. The coding region runs from base 1 to 1401 and encodes 466 amino acids.